Molecule: messenger RNA, 605 nt
Organism: Cavia porcellus (domestic guinea pig)
Lineage: Eukaryota; Metazoa; Chordata; Mammalia; Rodentia; Caviidae
Gene: Gatc
Product: glutamyl-tRNA amidotransferase subunit C
Exons: 4
Coding region: 77-541 (154 amino acids)
Biological process (GO): mitochondrial translation; glutaminyl-tRNAGln biosynthesis via transamidation; regulation of translational fidelity
Cellular component (GO): glutamyl-tRNA(Gln) amidotransferase complex; mitochondrion
Molecular function (GO): glutaminyl-tRNA synthase (glutamine-hydrolyzing) activity
Source: RefSeq, a predicted model, not a curated record
GCUUUAUGAUGUCAUCAUACUUAAACGCGUCGCUUGGCGUUGCGUUGGCGCACUACAGGGGCCGAGAAGGGAAGAAAUGUGGGCGCGGGCGGUAUGGCUGGCUUUUCGAAGUGGGCUUGGCGGGUGCCAAGCCUUCUCCACCAAGGCGAAUUUUCAGGGAAGCGGUCCUAUCACUGUCGAGGUGAUCGAGCACUUGGAACGUUUAGCCCUUGUAGACUUCGGCAGCCGCGAAGCUGUGGCGCGGCUGGAGAAAGCUAUCGCUUUCGCCGACCGCCUGCGUGCGGUGGACACCGACGGAGUGGAGCCCAUGGAGUCAGUACUGGAGGACAGAUGUCUAUACUUGAGAUCUGACAAGGUAGCAGAAGGCAACUGUGCUGAAGAACUACUACAAAACUCCCAUCAAGUUGUGGAGGAGUAUUUUGUGGCCCCCCCAGGUAAUAUUUCUUUACCAACGCUGGGUGAACAAGAAAGAACCCUUCCAACACAGCUGAGUAGCUAUUCUGGGAAGGGGGUAUCCUGUGAGCACAUGAAAGCGCAAUAAUAGUAUUUUAAUGUAAAUUCUAAUGGCCCUACUUUCUUUAGUAAACUUGAAAAAAAAAAAAAAA